ACAUGUUGCACGGAUACCCACGCAUUGAGACCCACCCAAAGCUCCGGUCAGUGGAGAAGGACCGCAGUGUGCUACUGCAGUGCGAUGCCAAGGGUGACCCCAAGCCUACAGUCAUCUGGCUCAAGGAUGGCCUGCCAGUGGACACCUCAGACCCGAGGAUACAGGUCAUGGAGUCAGGUUACCUUCAGAUCCUCAACAGCCAGGAGUCGGACGAGGCGACGUACGAGUGUGUGGCGGAGAACGAGCAUGGCGUGGCCUAUUCUUACAGGGCAAUGAUCUAUAUCAAAGUGAGACGUAUUGCGCCCAAGUUCACCCGCGCCCCGGAGGAUACCCGCGUAAUGCCUGGCAGUGACGUGAACCUGACGUGUGUAGCCGUGGGUUCUCCCAUGCCCUACGUCAAGUGGCGGCAGGCGGCCCAGGACCUGACGGGCGACGACAAUAUACCCAUCGGCAAGAACAUCCUGCAGUUGACCAACGUGGUGGAGUCCAAGAACUACACGUGCGAGGCCUCUUCCGACCUGGGGAAUAUUGAGCACCACGUGCAGGUCAUAGUGGACGCCUUGCCUCACCCUCCCACCGGGCUGAGGGGGUCGGAGGUCACUGCCUCCACCAUCCGCCUGACCUGGGAACGCGACACGAAAUCCCUGGAUAAACCACACUCCUACACGGUCUACUACCGUGCCCUCACUAGCGGCGCUGGAGGUCGCAUGCAGGAAGUGUCCGGCAUCACGCGACCGGUGGUCACCAUCGGUCAGCUGAGGGCGUUCACCCGCUACUCCUUCCAGGUGGUGGCCUUCAACAAGAUGGGCAGGAGCCGGCACAGUGACGCCAUCGAGGUGGUCACCGGAGAGCUAGGUCAGUAUGUCCCCACACCACAUCACCACCACCACCCAGCUCAACAACAUCACUGCCAUCACCACAUUACGCUUCCUGUCUCCCCCACCCCCCACCCCCACUAGCAGGCUUCUUCUACU
Molecule: messenger RNA, 974 nt
Organism: Aplysia californica (California sea hare)
Lineage: Eukaryota; Metazoa; Mollusca; Gastropoda; Aplysiida; Aplysiidae
Product: receptor-type tyrosine-protein phosphatase F
Biological process (GO): cell-cell adhesion
Molecular function (GO): protein binding
Source: RefSeq, a predicted model, not a curated record